UUCUUUCUUUUCUCAGAACACGUUUCUCCUUCCUAUCCAGUAGAUCUAGCAUUCUAGUUUGCUAAUAUUGAGUGUGCACCUCCACGUUAACAUUCUGUCUAAAGCAAAAUCCUAGACGCAUGCAUGUUCAUUCUGGAGCUUUGUCAGCCACCAUGCAAGUCCUUCAGAAAACGUCAUGCAGCACCGAUACGUCAUUGUGGUUCCUAGAUUUGCUAUAGGCUCGUACCGACUACCGAAUUUGUCUGAAUUGGCACUCCCAUUUCAGUCGAGGAAGACAGAGUAGUUGGUGCUGCGGGUUGCAAUUGUCAAAAAAAAACCUUCUGAACCACAUGUUAGAACGUUCACUGCGUAUACGUUGCCAAGACAAAUGUGAUUGGUACUCUGUAAACUGUAGAGCGUCGAGCAGUGCGUGCGGUCUAGUGCAGCAAGAACCGUGGAGCGUUAACCGAAGUGAGGACGCGAGGUGAAAUUUUGUGCUGCGGCGCCCGCCAGCGGCGAUGAUUUGCAAGCUGUGGGUCCAAGGCGACUCGGAAUUUUCCUUUCUCGCCGAUGCCAUAAUAAAAUGUCGCUAGUACCUCUGUUUUUCAUUUUGUGUGCGUCUGUGUUUCCUUGACCUUGAGGAGGACGGAGCAUGCGGAUACGCCGAACACCAGGCGAGUAGCCCCGUGUGACUCUGCGUUCUGUUGGCGGUGUACUCGCUGUCUGUUCACUGACAGGAUCACAGGACAGGCAGGCAGGCCGCGGCGCUUGGAAGGUUCGGUUCUGACGUGUUGAGGUCCAGCAGCUGGAACAAAGCUGGCACGCGGCCCAGAGUCUCUCGCACGGCCCAGCAAACGCCGCCGCCUCCGUUGCCAGAGUCUCUCACAGACACAGGCAGCAGCACGGCACGGCGGACGGGCGGCUCCGCAGUCCGGUGCGGUGCCCCCGGGCGCACGCACCACUCCACUCGCCACGCCACGGCCGACAAACGGCAUCCGAUUUUACCGUGGCAGAUCCGCACUCCACCCCGCCUGGCGCCGCGCGAGCCCCGCUGCACUGCACGCGAACCACGCGGCGCCCUCAUCACACCCUCCUCCGCACGCGAGAUCCCCCAGACGAGACGAACGCCCCCGCACACCUCCCCAGGCGCGCCCCUCACUUUUAUUACUAGUCCACACAAGCGUGCCUGCUGCUGCCCGUCCGCCCGCCCGCCGAUUAGAAUAGGCGCUUCGGUUCCCCAGCAGCCUUUGUCCGGGCUCCAGCUCCCGGUCUCCUGUGCGUGCGUGGACGUCGGCGAGCCGGCGACUUGCUUGGCGUCGGGGGGAUGGAGGGGCGGGUGCUGCGGCGCAGCGUGACGCUGGCGGACCAGCUCGCCGCGGUGGGGCCGGCGCCGUCGGUCGCGGUCGCGGGGCCCGGGGGCGCCGCCGCUGCAGGGUCCUGCAACCUCCGCGACCUGCUCAAGCUCCGCGACGAGGACGACCUCGCGUCGGCCGGGCGCCGCGCCGCCGUCACGCUCGCCUCCGCCAUGGCCGCCGAGAGGCAGGUCUCGGCGCCGUCGCCGUCGCUCUCGCUCUCGCCCCCGUCGUCGUCGUCCCCCGCUACAGCCGCGGCGGCCGCGGCCGCGGCCGCGGCGCGUACCCUCCUCGACAUCAUCCGCGACGACCAACCUCCCGCCUCGGGGCCCUCCUCCGGCGACCCCUUCGUCCGCCGCGCCGUGUCGCUGCCACCCCCGACCACGGCCACGGCCUCCCCGCCGGCACCGACACUCGCCGCCGCCGAGGCCGCCCCUGCCCCUCCCCCGCCUCCACCCGCGGCCGCGGCGGCAGAUGAGGAGGAGCAGGAGCAGAGGGUCUCCCUGAUGGCGCUCCUGGAGCAGACGGACCGGCAGUGGAGCGCCGUUCCGGGCGCCACAACCCAGCCCGAAGAAGAAGAAGAAGAAGAAGAAGAAGAAGAUUCAGCGGCGUUGGAGGCGCUGGAACCGGUCGACGACGACGCGGAGCUGGAGCCGGAGGCGGCGGGGAGAGGCGUGGUCGCCGGUUGCUGCUGCGUGUGCAUGGCCCGGGCCAAGGGCGCGGCCUUCAUCCCCUGCGGCCACACCUUCUGCCGCGCCUGCGCCCGCGAGCUCCUCGCCGGCCGCGGCCGCUGCCCGCUCUGCAACGCCGCUAUCGUCGACGUCCUCGACAUCUUCUGACCCCCCCGCUUUCUGGUGCCGGUGCCGACCGACACCUCGUCCGGCGAAAUGCGCGUCGCGAAACAAGGACCCGACCUCUUCGGAUCGUCGCCCAACCCUAAAUAGGAUCCAGCCGCCAUAGAUAGAUCUCCAAACUCUCUUCCCUGUGCGCCCUCCACUUCUUGUGCUAUGCUCCCGCUGUGAAAAGAUUACAAUAUGUUCGACUUUGAUUGCUGCAAGAAAUCAAACAUUUCCGUGCUGCACA
This is a messenger RNA of Sorghum bicolor (sorghum), 2414 nucleotides long. RefSeq names its product polycomb group RING finger protein 6. NCBI's taxonomy places the organism in Eukaryota, Viridiplantae, Streptophyta, Magnoliopsida, Poales, Poaceae. The transcript has a single exon. The record is from RefSeq and is a predicted model, not a curated record. The coding region runs from base 1304 to 2170 and encodes 288 amino acids.